Eriocheir sinensis (Chinese mitten crab) is the source of this 1728-nucleotide messenger RNA. RefSeq names its product adhesive plaque matrix protein-like. The transcript has 10 exons. NCBI's taxonomy places the organism in Eukaryota, Metazoa, Arthropoda, Malacostraca, Decapoda, Varunidae. The record is from RefSeq and is a predicted model, not a curated record. Bases 1 to 1728 code for a protein of 575 amino acids.
AUGGACGUGCGUGCCCAACCUCAGGGCGACGCUCACGAGGACCGCCUCGUCGGGCAAAAGGAGGCCAAGGACCUCGACCGGGUCGGGUGUUCCCAGUCAUGUCCAGUGUCCCUCAAGUAUUCCCAGUCAAGCCCAGUGUCCCUCAGGUGUUCCCCGUCAAGCCCAGUGUCCCUCAGGUGUUACCAGUCAAGCCACGUGUCCCUCAAGUGUUCCCAGUCAAGCCCAGUGUUCCUCAGGUGUUCCCAGUCAAGCCCAGUGUUCCUCAGGUGUUCCCCAGUCAAGCCCAGUGUUCCUCAGGUGUUCCCAGUCAAGACCAGUGUUCCUCAGGUGUUCCCAGUGAAGCCCAGUGUUCCUCAGGUGUUCCCGGUCAACCCCAGUGUCCCUCAGGUGUUCCCAGUCAAGCCCAGUGUCCCUGAAGUUCAAGCCAGUGUCCCUGAGGUGUUCCCAAUCAUGUCAGUGUUCCUCAGAGUGUUCCCAGUCAGACCCAGUGUCCUUCAAGUGUUCCCAGUCAAGCCUAGUGUCCCUCAGGUGUUCCCAGACAAACCUAGUGUCCAUCAGGUGUUCACAGUCAAGUCUAGUGUCCCUGAGGUGUUCCCAGUCAAGCACAGUGUCCCUCAGGUGUUCCCAGCCAAGCCUAAUGUCCACCAGGUGUUCCCAGUUAGGUGUUCCCAGUCAAGACCAGUGUUCCUCAGGUGUUCCCAGUCAAGCCCAGUGUUCCCAGUCAAGCUCAGUGUCCCUGAAGUGUUCCCAGUUAGGUCCAGUGUCCCUCAGGUGUUCCCAGUUAAGCCCAGUGUUCCUCAGGUGUUCCCGUUCAACCCCAGUGUCCCUCAGGUGUUCCCCAGUCAAGUGUUCCCAGUCAAGUCCAGUGUCCCUCAGGUGUUUCCAGUCCAGCUCAAUGUCCCAGAAGUGUUCCCAGUCAAGCCCAGUGCCCCUCAGGUGUUCCCAGUCAAGCCCAAUGUCCCUGAGGUGUUCCCAGUGUUCCCAGUCAUGUUCAGUGUCCCUGAGGUGUUCCCAGUCAUGUCCAGUGUUCCUCAGGUGUUCCCAGUCAAACCAGUGUCCCUCAUGGGUUCCCAGUCAAGCCCAGUGUCCCUGAGGUGUUCCAAUCAUGUGUUCACAGUCAAGUCUAGUGUCCCUGAGGUGUUCCCAGUCAAGCGCAGUGUCCCUCAGGUGUUCCCAGCCAACCUAAUGUCCACCAGGUGUUCCCAGUUAAGUCUAGUGUCCCUCAGGUGUUUCCAGUCAAGCCUAGUGUUCCCAGUCAAGCCCAGUGUCCUCAGGUGUCCAGUCAAGUCCAGUAUCCCUCAGGUGUUCCAGUCAAGUCAGUGUUCCUCAGGUGUUCUAGUCAAGCCUAGUGUCCUUCAGGUGUUCCCAGUCAAACCAGUGUCCCUCAGGUUCUCAGUCAAGCCUAGUGUCCCUCAAGUGUUCCCAGUCAAGUCCAGUGUCCCUCAGGUGUUCCCCAGUCCAAGUGUUCCCAGUCAGUCCAGUGUCCCUCUGGUGUUCCCAGUAGAGCCUAGUGUACCUGAGGGGUUCCCAGUCAGUCCACUGUCCCUCAGGCGUUCCCAUUCAAGUCCAGUGUCCCUAGAGGUGUUCCCAGUCAAGUCAGUGUCCUUCAGGAGUUCCCAGUCAAGCCCAGUGUCCCUGAGGUGUUCCCCAGUCAAGGCCAGUGUCCCUGAGGUGUUUAGUCAAGCCCAGUGUCCCUCAGGAAUUCUCAGUCAAGCCCAGUGUCCCUGA